AUGUCUAUUGAGUUGAUGCUAAACGCGGUCAACAUAAACCUGAUCGCUGCGGCUUCGCACUUGGACGGCACUGGAAAGUGGGCCAAUUUUGACGGACAGAUAAUCGCAAUUUUCGUAAUCACCGUCGCUGCUGCAGAAGUGGGUCUGGCCAUGGCGAUAAUCCUGCGAAUGUACCGAAACCGCUCCACCGUGAACGUGGACGAAAUCAACCUGAUGAAGUGUGCUCUCUACAUGGCUAGGGCCAUGUUCGUAGUGUUCUACGGUCGCUUUGCAGAGCAGCACGAACACGUCCACGAUGCGCCCCCUACCAUGUCAAUCACCAUGGGGCUGCUGGCGGUGUUUGCGCUGGUUUUCGGAUUGGUGGCGCUGAAUUGGCCAGGUUCCUUUGAUGGCAUUGGCAAGUUCAUUUUCUACCACGAAGGGCAUGGCUUCGAGUUUGUGGUAUGGCUGGGAGCAUUGUCGACGGUUCUUGCCGUGGUGGCUUUUAUUUUCGGCUUUCUGGUUUAUGCCAGGAGAAGCGUUUCAGUGGAAGGUACGCGGCAACGGUUUGCCGGACUGCUGAGAGUUUUUGAGAACAAGUACUACGUCGAUGAAAUGUACCAGUGGGGGAUUGACCGGGUUGUCCUUUCCCUUUCCAGGUUUGUGGCUUGGUUGGACCGGGCGCUGGUGAACGACGUGGGCAUAAACGGCCCGGCUGACAUUACCAGGACUCUGGGCAACAAACUGAGAUACCACGUAACAGGCUACGUGUAUAGCUACGCGCUGGCAAUGGCCCUUGGACUGGUCGGGCUCGCAAUCUUUUGGUGGAUAGUGUCCACAUGA
Molecule: messenger RNA, 822 nt
Organism: Geodia barretti
Lineage: Eukaryota; Metazoa; Porifera; Demospongiae; Tetractinellida; Geodiidae
Source: the annotation of a GenBank genome assembly